Alligator sinensis (Chinese alligator) is the source of this 2588-nucleotide messenger RNA. RefSeq names its product t-complex-associated-testis-expressed 1 (gene TCTE1). Gene Ontology annotation, cellular component: sperm flagellum. The record is from RefSeq and is a predicted model, not a curated record. Lineage: Eukaryota; Metazoa; Chordata; Crocodylia; Alligatoridae. Bases 273 to 1754 code for a protein of 493 amino acids. Gene Ontology annotation, molecular function: protein binding. Gene Ontology annotation, biological process: flagellated sperm motility. The transcript has 5 exons.
GUAGCGGGGCUUCCCCGUGCUUUUCUGGCUGUGAUCUCCACGUCCCUAAGCACCCGGCCGGCUCUGGUCCUAGCCCUGACGCGCUUCCCACGGCCCGAAGUGCCUGGCGGGAGAGGCGCAGGGUGCGGCGGAGGGGUGCUUCCGUCUGUGCCCCCCCCUCACAGACACCUGUCUGAAGCGGGCUCUGGAGCCAGCCUCCCCCCUGCGGACAGAAGGGCAAUAGGAAGACGGUUUGACUGCUGGCCCUUUCCACAACUGUCUUUCUUCUAAGAAUGCCAACUGUAAAUUCGACUGGCGACUGCCAGCCAGAAGCAGACUGUGCCUCCACUUCAUCAAAAGGGAUAGCCUCAUUCUCCCAUGUUAAGAUGCAGGAGCCGGUCCUUGGAGAUACCAGUGUGAUGCCCCCCCCAGUGCGAACAUCUGUGGUGAACCCUGCAGCCAACAUCCGCCACAUGCGACGGAUCAUUGCUGAGGAUCCAGAGUGGUCCCUAGCCAUUGUACCACACCUCACUGAGCUCUGUCUUCAGUACAUCAUCAUCAACUUCGAAAAGAAACCUAUUUUGAACCAUCUCCUGCCUGAGCACAAAAAGAGAGUGCUGGACAGGAUCUCCACAGGCCUUCCCCUCUCUGUGACAGCCAACCUGAUCAGCGAUGAAGGCUACUGGAAGAGGUGCUGCACUGAGUGUUGGACAGUCUGUGAUGUCUCCUGCUAUGGGGGCAGCUGGAAGCGGAUGUUCUUUGAACGCCACCUGGAGAACAUCCUCAAAUACUUUGUCCCUAAUGUAACAGACCCUGAUCGGAUCCUGGAUGCCAUCCCACUCUGCAAGGACUAUGUCAGGAAGCUGGAGAUCGACCAGUUCCUCCCUCCAGUGAAGCUGGAUGAGAAGAAGGAAGAGGAAGACCUGUCUGAUUCUGGGAGUGAUGUUGAGAUUGAUGAACUCUCCAUGCACCACUAUGACAUAGGGGGGCUCAUUGUUGCCCUCCCUCAUCUAGAAGAGCUGAAUCUGUCCUAUGGAGUGAAGGAUUGUGGCAUGAACUUUGAAUGGAAACUGUUUAACUUCACCUCUAAGGACUGUUCUAAUCUGGCCAAGGGUCUUAAGAAGUGCCAAAGCUUGAAAGUCUUCAAACUGACCCGCAGCAAAGUGGAUGAUGACAAGGCCCGGCUGCUGAUUCGGAACUUGUUGGACCACCCAUGCCUGGUGGAGCUGGACUUCUCUCACAAUCUGAUUGGGGACCGAGGAGCGAGAGCCAUUGGCAAAUUGAUGAACCAUAGCAGACUAGAAAUCCUCACCCUGUGCAAUAACCAGAUUCGGCCCCCAGGUGCCCAGGCGAUUGCUCAUGCUCUCACUAAGAAUUCAACACUGAUAUCUUUGAACUUGCGCCUCAACUGCAUCGAGGAUGAGGGAGGGCAAGCCAUAGGCCACGCCUUGCUGAGCAAUUCCUCCCUGAGAUCCAUUAAUCUGGCAGGCAAUGAGCUGUCAGAGCCCACAGCGACACUUUUCUCUCUAGUCCUUGCUCAAAACACAGCUCUGACUAGCAUCAACCUCUCAUGCAACCACAUAGGACUGGAUGGUGGGAAGCAGCUGUUGGAAGGAAUGUCAGAUAACAAAACCAUGACUGAAUUUGACCUACGCCUGGCAGAGGUGGGACAGGAGAGCGAGUACCUCAUUAACCAGACCCUGAGGGCCAACCAGGAGAUAGCCCGUCUGAAGACCCUGCAGCAAUCAAACUCCCCCCAAGAAAAGCUCCCAUAGUUGGAUUAGUCUUUCAUACAUGGUUAUUUUGCUCUGCAGCUAUUGAAAUGAAAUGCUUCUUUUCACUGAGGAGCUGGUGCUAAACAUGAGUAUCUGUGUGUGUGGGGAAGGGGGAUCAAGGAAGUAGAAAAGGUCUCAGCAGACAGGACCUACCUAGCACCUGGACCCCAAAGAAGAUUGUCAUUGGGUUCUUUCAUCCGGCAUGCUUGGGGUUUGGUCUUUUCUCCAUAUCUGCAACCAAGCUAGGUUCCCAGAGAACUCCCACCAGCCAAAGCAUACUCUCCCAUUCAGCGCACACACCUCCAUUCAGAUUUUUCUCAGUUCAUCUGCUUUCCUUGCUUUAUGCUCACCUGCCAGGGUGUCUUAUAGCUGACCUUUGGAGCAGCCUUUGUCUUGAAACCAUGAAGCUCACUGCUACAGUGAGACUGAAUACAAUGAAUAGACACAUCACUGCCAAACCCAGGUCUCCCACAUUGUACCACCUUGCAGCAGAGCGAUGUUGUUUUUGGCAAGGGGAAAACAGGAUGGCAGAUGACAACCCUGUACCCAGCACUGGGUGGCCACUCUCAGAACUCACUACAUGAGAGCACAGUGACCAAGAAGGAGCAAACAGGAUAGGAAACCACCUGUUUUAGGUCAGCUCACCCCACACAUAGGCUUGAUCGUCUGAAUUUUUUUCAGUUUUUAUAAAGCUGCAACCACCCAGGUUUCUGCACUUUGUUUUUAUCCCAAGGUUAUUUUUCAUCCACAGCUUCCAGUUAAAGUGCAAAAAUUUGGGGAGUAGACAAACCACUCCAAAUGAGUAAAACUCUAAUUCUUGCAAGCUUUCUAAUU